Messenger RNA from Penicillium coprophilum, 348 nucleotides. RefSeq lists its product as uncharacterized. The transcript has a single exon. NCBI's taxonomy places the organism in Eukaryota, Fungi, Ascomycota, Eurotiomycetes, Eurotiales, Aspergillaceae. The record is from RefSeq and is a predicted model, not a curated record. The coding region runs from base 1 to 348 and encodes 115 amino acids.
AUGCAACAAAUUCUGCUUAUUCUGAAUUCGCUCGCCUCAUUUUCUUCCGCAGCAGCCGCAUUAAUUUCCACUGCAAAGCCUGCGUUGCUGUCAAACUCACCUCACGUCACCAAUGGCGAGCGCUUCUAUCAGCGUAUGUAUGCGGUGCGCGCUGUGCCAUUAGAAGUACUGACGGCGAUUCUCCCAUUCUAUCUCGGUGGUCCGGCAGUGGCAUCUAUCAUCGGCGCUGCUGCGUUUGUUCAAGCAGCGGAUGUGGUGAUUGGUAUUGGUAGGAAGGAUGCAGGGAUGAUUUUCGGUGCUUCAUUUGCUACAGCGGUUCAUGUUCUAUGUUUCUUUUCUAUCUCAUGA